Messenger RNA from Enterobius vermicularis (human pinworm), 396 nucleotides. Lineage: Eukaryota; Metazoa; Nematoda; Chromadorea; Rhabditida; Oxyuridae. The record is from the annotation of a GenBank genome assembly.
AUGACGAGUGAACUUAGAUUUCUUCAUACAACUCUUCUCAGCUUUUCGCUGUCAAGUACCCAUACGCUGUUUUACGAGGCACCAAUUCUUGGCCAAGUUCUCGAGUUGCCAUGCAAAUUACCGGGAUUUGUCAGGAACAUUCAUUACCCUAAAGUAGCAAACUCACUCUUAUCAAAGGAGCGAAGAGAAGAACAAGGCGAGAGACGUUUCGAACGAAGGCGAGAAGAUCCUAAGAACGACAAAGAAGACAGUAGCAGCGAAGAAAAGGAUGAAAAGUCAGAGAAGGAACCAGAAAAUACAACUAUCAUUACCUCACGCCCAGGUUCUCAGUCGGUGAAAAACUCAAAUCCGAGUCGUCAAGCAACACAUAACCGGGCGUUAAGGCUAUUAAUGUAG